AUGGCAUCUCUCCUCAUUGGUUCAUUCCUCUGUCGCUUGGAGGAGGCAGUUAUCAUCUGUGGAUUCCAGGAAUCUCCUGGAUUGCUUGUGCAACAAGAUGAUGUGGUGGUUCAGCAUGUGCAUUUCGAUGGACUUGGAAGGACCAAAGAUGACAUUAUCAUGUAUGAAAUAGCUGAUGUUUUCAAGGCUAAAAAUCUCAUUGAUGUGAUGAGAAAAUCCCAUGAAGCUCGUGAAAAGUUGCUUCGUCUAGGAAUCUUUAGACAGGUAGAGGUUCUGAUUGAUACCUGUCAAGGAGAUGAUGCCCUUCCAAAUGGUUUAGAUGUAACAUUUGAGGUAACAGAAUUAAGAAGACUAACUGGAAGCUAUAACACUAUGGUGGGCAACAAUGAAGGCAGUAUGGUACUUGGGCUCAAGUUCCCAAAUCUCUUUGGACGUGCAGAAAAGGUAACCUUCCAGUUCUCCUAUGGAACAAAGGAAACUUCGUAUGGCCUGUCAUUCUUCAAACCACAGCCUGGAAACUUUGAAAGAAAUUUUUCAGUUAACCUGUAUAAAGUAACUGGACAGUUCCCUUGGAGCUCUCUUCGUGAAACUGACAGAGGAAUAUCAACAGAAUUUAAUUUUCCAGUCUGGAAGACCAAUCACACACUGAAGUGGGAGGGUGUGUGGAGAGAACUUGGCUGCCUUGCUAGGACAGCGUCCUUUUCUGUUCGAGAAGAAAGUGGACACUCUCUUAAAUCUUCUCUCUCUCACGCUAUGGUAAUUGAUUCCCGGAACUCUUCAAUCUUGCCAAGACGAGGUGCUUUGCUAAAAAUUAAUCAGGAGUUGGCUGGCUAUACAGGUGGAGACGUGAGGUUUCUAAAAGAGGAUUUUGAAUUUCAGUUGAAUAAGCAACUUAUCUGGGAUUCGGUUUUUUCAGCAUCACUGUGGGGUGGAAUGCUCAUACCUAUUGGAGAUAAGCCAUCCAGUAUAGCCGAUAGAUUUUACCUUGGAGGACCAACAAGUGUGCGUGGAUUCAGUAUGUACAGCAUUGGACCCCAGAGUGAAGGUGAUUACUUGGGAGGAGAAGCCUACUGGGCUGGAGGGUUGCAUCUGUACACCCCUCUCCCUUUCCGGCCAGGCCGGGGAGGGUUUGGAGACCUUUUUCGAACACAUUUCUUCCUUAAUGCUGGAAACCUCUGCAAUCUUAACUACGGUGAUGGUCCCAGAGCUCACCUGCAGAAGCUGGCAGAGUAUAUCCGAUGGUCUUACGGUGCCGGCAUCGUGCUCCGACUUGGAAACAUUGCUAGAUUAGAACUUAACUACUGUUUCCCCAUGGGAGUGCAGUCUGGUGACAGGAUAUGUGAUGGCGUUCAGUUUGGAGCAGGAAUCAGAUUUCUAUAGUACAGAAACAUUUUACAUCAGUUUAUGAAAUUGUGCUCUGUAAUUGAAAUCAAGACUAAAAAAUUGCUUGAUACGGUCUUUUUUCUUGAAAUACAGAUACGCAUCCGAGUGAUUUACCUCUCAGACUCCACAACUAAAGAAUUAAAGAAUUACACUCUAAAA
Molecule: messenger RNA, 1542 nt
Organism: Apaloderma vittatum (bar-tailed trogon)
Lineage: Eukaryota; Metazoa; Chordata; Aves; Trogoniformes; Trogonidae
Gene: SAMM50
Product: SAMM50 sorting and assembly machinery component
Exons: 14
Coding region: 1-1380 (459 amino acids)
Biological process (GO): protein insertion into mitochondrial outer membrane; mitochondrial respiratory chain complex assembly
Cellular component (GO): SAM complex; outer membrane
Source: RefSeq, a predicted model, not a curated record